This is a messenger RNA of Cornus florida, 762 nucleotides long. RefSeq names its product LOB domain-containing protein 22-like. The record is from RefSeq and is a predicted model, not a curated record. The transcript has 3 exons. Lineage: Eukaryota; Viridiplantae; Streptophyta; Magnoliopsida; Cornales; Cornaceae. The coding region runs from base 1 to 762 and encodes 253 amino acids.
AUGAAUGAAGAUGCAACUGUUAUGUAUCAGGGAGCUUGUGCUGCAUGCAAGCACCAGCGAAAAAGAUGUGACAUCAACUGCCCAUUAGCCCCAUAUUUUCCGGCUAGCAAACAUGAAGAGUUUCAAAAUGUUCACAGGCUUUUUGGUGUGAAUAACAUGCUAAGGAUUUUAGAUUCAGUCCCCGAUGAUCUCAAAGACACAACUGCUGCAACACUGAUCUUCGAAGCCCAGAUGCGGAGGGACUAUCCGGUGAAGGGCAGCGGCACUAUAGAAGCGAAAAUCCGAACCAUGAUAGAUGACGCUGAAAAGGAGCUUUUUCUUGUGAAGAAACAGCUCGCUUAUUGGAAGGAAACCACCAAAAUGUUGGACCAAAAGGAGCAACUCGAAACCGUAGUAAAUCAAUCUUCAUUAGCCCAUUUACCACCUCAUUUGGAGCAAAACAAUGAUGUUUCAGUACUGUUUCCUCACUCACAGCAUCAAAUCGGCACUCCAUUUGAUGCUGGUUAUUAUCAGCAACCACUGACAGCACUCGGACCACGGAACGAAACAACGUUCGAUUAUCAAUCCAAUCUGGAAGAAGGUGCAGAGAUCAAAGCCCUUGAUGCCCAGCCUAUGGAUGAAAUGAUGGGUUCUUAUCAGCAUGGUUAUGGUCUUGGCGAUUCUGCAGAACCAGGAGGAUCCAGGUAUGAAUUCCGGGAUCGUGGGAAGCUGCAGCUUGCUGUAAUUUCUGAUGAAGAUGAAGCAAUGGAAGAUGGAAGAUGA